Molecule: messenger RNA, 609 nt
Organism: Acromyrmex echinatior (Panamanian leafcutter ant)
Lineage: Eukaryota; Metazoa; Arthropoda; Insecta; Hymenoptera; Formicidae
Biological process (GO): sensory perception of smell; detection of chemical stimulus involved in sensory perception of smell
Cellular component (GO): plasma membrane
Molecular function (GO): olfactory receptor activity; odorant binding
Source: RefSeq, a predicted model, not a curated record
AUGAUCUUUGCACCGAAAGAGAAGAGUCUGAAGGAUGGGACUAUCGCCGUCGUAAUUAUCCUGGAGGCAUCUUUUAUGCUUACGCGUCUUUAUUUACGUAAGAAGCUGAUGGAGGAAAUAAUCGAAAAGAUGAACGAUAUCUUGCAAAGUGCGGAUGAAAUUAUGAAGGAUAUUGUAAAAUCGGCUAUAAAGCCCAUAAUCAUGCCGUUCAUAAUAUAUGGAGUGACUGGUGUAGUAACUGUUGCGACAUGGACUAUCCAGCCGAUUUUAUUGGUCUUCGAGAAGUCCACCUUUUAUUAUGUAGAUUACAAUUUGCCAACUGCUUUCAACAGCGAACCGUUUUCCAGCAGUGUUCUGAUUUUUUCAACCAUUUUUAUGACAAUUGGAAGUAGUUAUUUAUUUCUUAAAAAAUUUGGCGUGGAUGUGUAUAUGAUGCAUUUAGUAUUAAUGUUAACGGCGCAGUAUCGAUACACGGCAGUAAAACUCACAAUAUUGUUUCGAGAUCUACAGAACUAUGAUGAAACUAAAAAAAAAUAUUCUAUGGAAGAUCGACGGACGGAGAGAAAAUUAAGAAAAUUAUGUAUACAUCAGAAUAAUGUUUUAAAGUAA